Molecule: messenger RNA, 1809 nt
Organism: Salvia splendens (bonfire salvia)
Lineage: Eukaryota; Viridiplantae; Streptophyta; Magnoliopsida; Lamiales; Lamiaceae
Exons: 5
Coding region: 462-1601 (379 amino acids)
Source: RefSeq, a predicted model, not a curated record
AUCCCUAACCCUUCCCCUUGUCAAGUCUCCAACCCUGCUCCGGACCUCUUCGGCAGACUGCACCCCUCCGAGCGAUCCGGGCGGCACCCGUAUGUGGUGUGCGGUUUGCCCUAACAAGAAAUAGGAAAAACAAAACAAAAACAAAACUUGUGUAGGUUUGCCAAAUCCCUCAAAAAUCGCGCCCAAAUUUCGCAUUUCAAAAGAGUAAGGCGGGUUCCCUCCUCCUCUCUCUAUCCUUCUUUACUCUUCACAAUUUCCCACUGCUCCUCUUUUUCUCCAAUUCGGGAAACCUACUGCAGCUUAAUCGCCCUAUAACUCUUCUCCAAGGUCAGUAAUUAUCACCGACGCGUUGUUCUUAGCUCUAAUUGCGUUUUUCACAGUUAUUCUAGGUUUGUGAAUUAGGAUGCUGAGAAUUCGUUGAGGUUCGGAAAAUUUUGGAAUUAGGUUGUGAAAGUUUGAUUAUGGCUGAAGGGAGUGGAUCUCCUGGGCAGAGUAGGUCGAGGCCUGCUCUAGGUGACGUCACGAAUCGGAUUGGUAAAAGGGGGUUUUCAGCGAGAGAGAAGGAGAAAGGAAGAGGUUUCGAUUUCAGUGAUAAAGGCACAGUUAAGAGGAUUUGUGUUUCGCCCCGGCCGUGUUCUGGUCUCUCCAAAAUACCGGUUGAAAACAGAGAGGCUAAUUUGAAGGGGGGAAAUGAUGUAAUUGGCUGCUUCAAAUUUAAUGAUGGUAGUGAGAAAGGCAAGAUUUCGGAUCUCAGGGGAGAAAAUGUUGUUAAUGUUAGUAUUAAUGAGUUGGAUAUUAUUGAUGAUGAUGGGUCGAGUAACGGUUGUGACGAAGUAGCUGGGUUAAAUUGCUUGGAUCCUGAUUUGGAAAAUCUUGAAGUUGAGGGGGGUUUGAAUUCCAUGGCCAGUGAAGUGGAUGGUUGCAGCCCUUUAGACUCGUUGAAGGAAAACAAGAUUUCUGGAACUGCUGAUGAACUUGGUGAGAGUUCUCAUGCUGACACUUCGCGGACAGUGAGUGAAACUGGUGGCGAUUUUCUUCAUGACGGAGAAGAGAACAUAAGUCCGGAUGGGGCUCAGGGUGAACAUAAUCAUUUGGAUGAUCAUAAUGCUGAUAAUUUUGUCCUCAAUCAGUCAGGAUCUGUUGAUUUCACGGCCCUGCCUCAGUCAAAGGAAUCGAGAGUGUUUGGAAUAGAUAAAGGCAAGAAAUUGGAGGAGGAUGAAUGUGCCCUUAUGACCGGAGGGAGUAAAGCUAUCAAUGCUUGUUCUUGCUCUUUUUGCUCAAAAGCCCAAUAUUUAUGGUUGGACCUCCAUCAGAAGGACAUUAAGGCUCGAUUAUCAGCAUUGAAAAAGAGUCAGAAAGAUGCUAGCAUAUUGGCUGAAAGAAGUAGCAGGAUGAAGGUCAAUGAGAAACAAGGUGGUGAUAGCUCUAAGUUGGAAUCUCAUCUGAUGAAUCAGUGGAGAUCUCUCUUUCAGCAUAUGUCGGACAUAUGGGCCGCAGAAACUAAUCAGCUUGAAGCUAGUCUAUUGCCACUGAACAAUCUAAAAGGCAAAUGCAAAGCGGAGAUGGAGUCGAAUAAUGCUAAGCUGCCAGAAAAGCAUUAAGUCUAUGGAGGCUCGAAAUUUCUGUGAGAUGAGUUUUUUUUUUUCUUCUAAAUCUUGCGCCUAUCAUUUAUUACCUAAAUCAACAUUUUCUUCUUGCACCUUAGAUAGGAUUUUUGUUGUACUUCAUAUAUGUAAGCAUACUAAAAUAUCUUCAUUGCUGUUUCUAUCGUUAUUCAGUUAAUUUUAUCUGGAAUACUCGUACAAUCAA